GUGUAGUUGGAAGGUGCACCCUGUUGAGACAGGUACCUUGUUUUUCCUUUUAUUAUUAUGGUCAGCCUUGGAGGAGAACGCCAAGUCGUGAAUGAUCACGGUCUGGAACUGAGUCUGGGUCAGCUGCCAGGUUAUUCAUGUCCUUGGCAUCUUUUUCUAUUCCACCCCUUGGCAUUUGCAUGUUUUAGGGGUUUGUCAUCCUCUAGCCACCAAGCCUUGCAAUCUCCCAACCCCCACCAUCCCCGCUUUGCUUUUCCCUGGAAAGUUGUCUCCUUAGAGGAGCAUUCAUUCAUACCUUGCUGUGUGUGUGUUGUGUGUGUGUGUCUGUGUUGGGGCUAAUCAGGGAUUCCUAAUAAGAUUGCUCAUUUUUGUAAUCAUUGGCUCCAGAGAAGAAUGCAGGCAUCAAGAGGGCGUGCAUUCAAGCAUCAGUCUCUUGCACACCCCCUCAUACCUCAAGUAGGUUGAAUGGCCCCAAGAAUUUAGCCUGCUGCUCCCCGCUGGGUAGUGGGUGGAUUUGCACUAGAACAGUAUUGAAGGAAAAUGAUUUGCUGGAAAUUCUUAGUGAAGUUCAUGUAAUUUGAAUGUUGUUGACAGUACCCAGAACAUUCUCUAAUGUUCUGCUGCAAAAUUUUAAGGUAUUCUUUAAAAAAAAAAAAAAAAAAAAAGCCUUGUUUGGACUGGAAACUUUUGAGAUGAGCUGAUAAGACCAGGAACUUGUUAUGUAAAAAUGACAUAUUAAACAGAAGAUACCUGAAAUUGUGCUUAAGUGAUUUAAGGAAGUCUUUAAUACAUGAAGAAAGAGCAGUAAUUAUCCUGCCCAUCAAUCUAUACUUAGUGUUUUGCUCCUGGUGUUUAUACUGUCAUCUUACAUUUUUAGUUUCAAAUGACGCUCCAAACAACCUGCUUUCAUAAUUGUGACAUUUCCCCUUACUUGUUUCUACUUAUAUGGAUAGUAGCAUAGUAUAAAACUGAUUGUGAUUUUUUCCCCCCAGAGAAUUAAUGAUAUUUUAGGCAAACAUCAUGUUUCUCUAUUUCUUGAUUCUUAUUUUUAACAUAGUAGAAACUUCUGGUCACUUAAAUAGGACAAGGAAAUAGCAUUUUGGCUUCCACCAUUACAAUCUAAGCUAAUCAUGUUUUCUGGUCUAGUCCCUGGAAAGACAAGGAGUGAGUGGGGAAGUCACAUUUUUAGAGCCCAGUGGCUAGGUUUAACUCACAAGAGACAGCAUUGUUCCUGUCUUCUUGAUGUGACUGCAGAUGCAAGAGCCAGACUUUUUUUCUUUUCUUUUUUUAAAUAAACCUUUAAGUCCCACUUGGUUUUGUGACUCUAUCCUCGUGUCACAAAUUAUUCUGGUCUUGAAAUCUCUGUAUUUCUAUUUACUGUUUAGGCAUGUAAUGACUUGUUCUUUUAGUAAGAGUUGUUUUUUCUUAAGUUAGUCAUUCUAACUGACUGAAAGCAUUUGGAGAAGAUGUGGCUCUUUUCUUGCAUAUCCAUGCCAGCCUGCUUACCUCUUUACCAUUUGUGAUUUGAGCAGUAUUUAGUAUUGUAAUUUCUAUUGUGAUUUAGAAAGCUUUCUGUGGUGUUUAGAACAAGGAGGCUACCUCAGAAGAGGCCAGAAGUCAUUGAAUUACACCUGUCUUUGUGAGUUUCUUAGGGAUGGUACAACUUGAUCACUUGAGCAUCUAGAUGUUUUAUAGUCUAGAAAAGUUACAUUAUCGCUUUUAUGUAGCUGAUGACAUUCAUAUUGUGAUUCUUAAAACCUGGUAAUUCUGAUCAUUAUUUGUUGUAGGACUUGCAUCCUGUUCAUCUUAUCAUUUCAUUCACUGGAGAUUGUUCAACAUUUAUUUUUUUAACCCUCAUUUAGUUUAAUAAUUUUUAUUUUAACAUAAUGGAACCCUCCUUUACUCAGCAUUCAGGCUGACAACAUGCUCAUAAGCAAAUAAUGAUUUCAGAUCUCUGAUUCUUUUCUGUUCCCUCGUCUCCAGUGUCCCCAAGAAAGGCCUCCUUUCGUCUUUGUGUCAUGCUGAACAGUUUGAGGCUACAUUGUUGUGGUCCAGCUCUUUGAUACUCUUCUUUCAGUCUUUCAGUAAUUAAUCAAAAUAUACACAGUUACUGUUACCCGGUCAGACAUGGGACAAUGUUUAGAUGUUUAGACAAUGUUCCUGGUAUGUUCACCUUCACAGUGAUUCCAUUUGCCAAAUAACAAGAGAGUAUACUUGAAAAUCUCCUCCUCAUACUCUCUCUCUCCGCAUUCCUGUGAACUUGCUGUCUAGCAUUAGUUGUUAAGUUAGAGAGAGUUAAUAGAAUAGGCAGGUACCAACUUACCAUCUAAAGAUACCCAGUUUUAGAAAUUUUAGAAAUGAAAAGAAUCAUUUUAAAAAUAAAAUAGCUAUGAAAUGUUUUUGGUCAAAAAUUUUGAAAUGCAUUUUAAAGAGACCCCAAACAAUAACUUGCUGCUUUUUGACUACCUGAACCUGGGAGCAGUCUUAAAACCUCUUUGUAAUAAGGCCUUGUGUACCUUUGUCUUCAGUACCCCUCUAGAAUUUGUCUAUUCCUCUUCAUUUGUGUUGCUUUGCUUUUUCCAGACACACAAACAUAGCUCAUCACCUCACUUCUUAGAACUGUUUAGAAGCAGUAAACUGGAAAGCAAGAACAUCACAAAAACAGUCACAGGCUGACUGCAGGAAACCACAGAAAAUGGCUGAUUGCAAGAGGGACAUAUAAGUAUAUACUGUGAUUUCUAUAAAACAGGCAAGAGAGCCAGAGGACAGGAUGAAAAGCUUUAUAACAAAGUAAUAAACAGCCUUUUAUAUUGAGACUCAUUAAUAAUAAUUUAUAUUCCUAAUGAUACCUUAGUGAUCAAGAAAAAGGUAAUUUCCUUAAUGCUGACAUAAUAGCAUUUUAGUAAAAAAGCCAAACACUUUAUCUUGGUUCCUCAGAGGCACAGAGCCAUAUUAAGGGGUUGUGUAGCUUCUUGGGUGUCCUCUUGAGGGAUUUUGUUUACGUUGGGCUAAGAUUGAGGUGUCUACAGGUGUGUUAUGUAAGUAGCAGAUAUAAAUUGUUCCCUUUUCUGUUGAAGUAGACAGUGCCCUCAAGUGGAAUUAAAGAGCACAUUACAAAAGGAAGCAGGAAGAGGAGCCGCUCAUGCUGCCGCUGCUGCCUCCAGCCUCACCAAGUGUGCAGGUGCUUCAGGUGGCAGUGGUUUGGAGGAGUGCCUGCCUUAUCCUGUCUUGGGUGACCAGAGUCUCUCAUUUGGGCUUGCAAAGGGACAGACUUGUGAAAAUGUUGGGAUACUUUUAAGAGAUAUGUUACUCUUGUGUGUGAAACAUAGCAAUGUUGCUUUAUUAUUGAGUCAAAUAAUACCAUUUCUGCUUUAGUUCUAAGAGUAUUUGAUUUAAAUUGCAAGAAUUGAAUGGAUAUAUAUGAUAGCUUUAUUAAUUACUACCUUUAGCCACAGGGAUGGAGAUGGAUAUCUCUGUCUCAAAGAAGGAUAAAACAAAUAACCACAUUCUUGUGACAGAGAUACAUGGAACUAUUCUUUUCAGAAAGAUAAUUAAAUAAUGAAGCCCUUAAUUUGAAAGGAUAUAAUUGUGUUUUUAAACUUUUGUUCUCUAGCAGUGAGCCCCUAUGUCAUGGAUUCUGAACUGGCUUAUAAUAUCUGGCAUGGAUUCCUUUUAGCAGAGCAGGCCUCAAAUCCGAUAGAGCAUGGUUGCUUGAUCCUAUGGCAGUCCUGCCACUAGUGGCUCCUGCUGAGUUAGUAUUGGACUUCACAGGGUGCAAAUAUGCUCUUUGAAUUGCUGUCUUUUUACAACAUGGAUGCCAGGUUGCUAAAAUCUUGCUUUGGGACUUAUAGUGAGUUCAUUUUUUUGGAUUUUAUGACAGAUUUACUAGUGGCUCCUUUUUGCCAGUUAAUGUUCUGAAAGUUACUGUCACAAUGAGUUCAGGCCUGUGGAGCCAAGAGAAAGUUACUUCACCCUACUGGGAAGAACGGAUUUUUUAUCUGCUUCUUCAAGAAUGCAGUGUAACAGACAAACAAACUCAGAAGCUGCUGAAAGUACCCAAAGGGAGUAUAGGACAGUACAUCCAAGACCGUUCUGUGGGGCAUUCAAGAGUUCCUUCUACAAAAGGCAAGAAAAAUCAGAUUGGAUUAAAAAUCUUGGAGCAACCGCAUGCAGUUCUGUUUGUUGAUGAAAAGGAUGUUGUAGAAAUAAAUGAAAAAUUCACAGAGUUACUGUUGGCAAUUACCAACUGUGAGGAGAGGCUCAGCCUAUUUAGAAACAGACUCCGACUAAGUAAAGGCCUCCAGGUAGACGUGGGCAGUCCUGUGAAAGUACAGCUGCGAUCUGGGGAAGAGAAAUUUCCAGGAGUUGUACGCUUCAGAGGACCUUUAUUAGCGGAGAGGACGGUGUCGGGGAUUUUCUUUGGAGUAGAAUUACUGGAAGAAGGUCGUGGUCAAGGUUUCACGGAUGGGGUAUAUCAAGGGAAGCAGCUUUUCCAGUGUGAUGAGGACUGUGGCGUGUUUGUUGCAUUGGACAAACUAGAACUUAUAGAAGAUGAUGACAAUGGAUUGGAAAGUGAUUUUGCAGGCCCAGGAGAUACAAUGCAGGUUGAACCUCCCCCUUUGGAAAUAAACUCCAGAGUUUCUUUGAAGGUUGGAGAAAGUAUAGAAUCUGGAACAGUAAUAUUCUGUGAUGUUUUACCAGGAAAAGAGAGUCUAGGAUAUUUUGUUGGUGUGGACAUGGAUAACCCUAUUGGCAACUGGGAUGGAAGGUUUGAUGGAGUCCAACUCUGUAGUUUUGCAAGUGUUGAAAGUACAGUUCUCCUGCACAUCAAUGACAUCAUCCCAGCUUUAUCAGAUAGCGUGACACAGGAAAGGAGGCCUCCCAAACUUGCCUUUAUGUCAAGAGGUGUAGGUGACAAAGGUUCAUCUAGUCAUAAUAAACCAAAGGUUACAGGAUCUACCUCAGACCCUGGAAGUAGAAACAGAUCUGAAUUAUUUUAUACCCUAAAUGGGUCAUCUGUUGACUCACAACAAUCCAAGUCCAAAAAUCCAUGGUACAUUGAUGAAGUUGCAGAAGACCCUGCAAAGUCACUUACAGAGAUGUCUUCGGACUUCGGACAUUCAUCACCUCCACCGCAACCUCCUUCCAUGAACUCCUUGUCUAGCGAGAACAGAUUUCACUCCUUACCCUUCAGCCUGACAAAGAUGCCCAAUACUAAUGGCAGCAUGGCUCAUAGUCCACUCUCUCUGUCAGUACAGUCUGUGAUGGGGGAGCUGAACAGCACACCUGUCCAGGAGAGUCCACCCUUGCCCAUCUCUUCUGGGAAUGCACACGGGCUAGAGGUGGGCUCACUGGCUGAAGUAAAAGAGAACCCCCCGUUCUAUGGGGUUAUCCGUUGGAUUGGCCAGCCACCAGGGCUCAGUGACGUGCUAGCUGGACUGGAACUGGAAGAUGAAUGCGCAGGCUGUACAGAUGGAACUUUCAGGGGCACGCGCUAUUUCACGUGUGCCCUGAAGAAGGCACUGUUUGUGAAACUGAAGAGCUGCAGACCGGACUCUAGGUUUGCAUCCUUGCAGCCUGUUUCCAAUCAGAUUGAAAGGUGUAACUCUUUAGCAUUUGGGGGCUAUUUAAGUGAAGUAGUAGAAGAAAAUACUCCACCUAAAAUGGAAAAGGAAGGUUUAGAGAUAAUGAUUGGAAAGAAGAAAGGCAUCCAGGGCCAUUACAAUUCUUGUUACUUAGACUCAACUUUAUUCUGCUUAUUUGCUUUUAGUUCUGCCCUGGACACUGUGUUACUUAGACCCAAAGAGAAGAAUGAUAUAGAGUAUUACAGUGAGACUCAGGAGCUACUGAGGACAGAGAUAGUCAAUCCUCUGAGAAUAUAUGGAUAUGUAUGUGCCACAAAGAUUAUGAAACUGAGGAAAAUACUUGAAAAAGUUGAGGCUGCAUCAGGCUUUACCUCUGAAGAAAAAGAUCCUGAAGAAUUUUUAAAUAUCCUGUUUCAUGAUAUUUUAAGGGUUGAACCAUUGUUAAAAAUAAGAUCAGCAGGUCAAAAAGUUCAAGACUGUAACUUCUAUCAAAUUUUUAUGGAAAAAAAUGAGAAAGUUGGAGUACCCACAAUUCAGCAGUUAUUAGAAUGGUCUUUUAUCAACAGCAACCUGAAAUUUGCAGAGGCACCAUCAUGCUUGAUUAUCCAGAUGCCUCGGUUUGGAAAAGACUUUAAACUAUUUAAAAAAAUUUUUCCUUCCCUGGAAUUAAAUAUAACAGAUUUACUUGAAGACACUCCCAGGCAGUGCCGCAUCUGUGGAGGACUUGCGAUGUACGAGUGUAGAGAGUGCUACGACGAUCCGGACAUCUCAGCUGGGAAGAUCAAGCAGUUCUGUAAGACCUGCAGCACUCAGGUUCACCUUCAUCCCAGGAGGUUGAAUCAUUCUUAUCAUCCAGUGUCACUUCCCAAAGACUUGCCUGACUGGGACUGGAGACACGGCUGCAUCCCCUGUCAGAAGAUGGAGUUAUUUGCUGUUCUCUGCAUAGAAACGAGCCACUAUGUUGCUUUUGUGAAGUACGGGAAAGAUGACUCUGCCUGGCUCUUCUUUGACAGCAUGGCGGAUCGAGAUGGUGGUCAGAAUGGCUUCAACAUUCCACAAGUGACGCCCUGCCCAGAAGUGGGAGAGUACUUGAAGAUGUCUCUGGAGGACCUGCACUCUUUGGACUCCAGAAGGAUUCAAGGCUGUGCGCGCAGACUUCUUUGCGAUGCAUACAUGUGCAUGUACCAGAGUCCAACCAUGAGCCUGUACAAAUAACCAGGUCAUCCGCAGUGGGCAGAGACAGCACAAACCUUAGUGCUGUGUCUUCCUCCAGCUUGUUUGUGGUUCUGUCCGGCACCCAUUGCCGGCAAUGGGUGUCUCUUUUGAUGAUGGCCCUUCAGCAAAGGAUUCCUGUGUUUCCAAACAAAUUGCUUUUGUGUUCCUGAAGUAUUUAAUAAGAAGCAUUUUGCACUCUAGGAAGUAUGUUUGUGUUGAUUUUUUAAGAAGUCUAAAUGGAUUUAUUAAUAUCUAACACUUUAAGUUAACUGCAUUGAUGAUACGAUAUUUUUGGAAGCAUACAAUUUUAAUUGUGACGUCUAAAACCUCUUUUAGUCCAUUGAGGAUGUAAAUAAAUAUUUCUUCUUAUGGACCAAGGGUAUGAAAUCAUUUUCCUUUUGUAGCUAAUGAUUGCCUUGAGAAAGACUUAAUAUGAUUUUAUUAAGAGUCCACCUUUACUCCAGUUGUUGAAGAUGUGCUGAGUUUAAUUGUUAAUUUUCCUAUAAAGUGCUGAUUUCCUGCAUGUCUGUACUUUGCUGAGUUUCUGUGUUCCUGCAGCAGUGGUCAGAACAUGCUGAAAUUCCUUUCAUGGUGUUAUUUUUUAUUUGUUCUAGUUUUGAGAUAAAUGAGUGACUCUGUCAUAAAAUGUCCAUUUUUGAUGUGUUCUUGAAGAAUUAGGGUACAAAACAAGCAUCGUAGUCAUAGUAACAACUGUUACUGAACAGGUUUUCUGUAGGGGCUCCUAAGUAUGGGACAACAUGCAGUGGUUUCUGAAAUGACUGAGUGAUAAGUAAAUUAUAUAUUCUUUUUUUUAAAGAUUUAUUUUAUUUAUAUGAGUACACUGUAGCUGUCUUCAGACACACCAGAAGAGGGCAUCAGAUCUUAUUACAGAUGGUUGUGAGCCACCAUGUGGUUGCUGGGAAUUGAACUCAGGACCUUUGGAAGGGCAGUCAGUGCUCUUAACUGCUGAGCCAUCUCUCCAGCCCCAAAUUAUAUAUUCUUAUACAGACCCACAGUCCAGAGAAAAUGAAGCUGGCUCAGAGUUAGCACCAACAUUUCCCUGAAAAAAUGUGUUAGGUGUUUAAAAAUCUCAUUGUAAAUAAAUUAUUUUAUUUUUAGUUUAAGUGAAUUUCUCUUAAUUUAAAUAAGACUAAUAUUUUUGUUUGACUGAAGACCCUUAUACUCUCUGGUGUCAAUUUGGUAUCACUUGAAACAGUGACAACCACAUCAGCAUGUUACUGCAAUGUCAGUGAUGAUUUCAAAGGAGAAAACGGAUGUCAUCUUAGGACUGCGUGUGUGUGUAGACCAUGGCGGAUGCUGUAGAAUGCUUGUUGUCUGAGUGUGUUUUGUGGUAUGGCUGUCUCUCUGAAUAAUGUCAACCUUACAGAAAGAGAAGGUGGUAUAUGUGUAACAUAUGGCUUUAUAAAAGAUUUAAUGUCAAAAGAGUCUAUAAAUAUUGCUGUUAUUUUUAAAGGCACUUUACUCCUUGGUUUUAUUAUUCCAUUUUGCUGGUGUGGAUUAGCUUUAUAAAUCACAACACACAAAACUCGUCCAUCUUGUAAUAUUUGUACUUUUGCAAUGGAAAAGUGUGUAUCCUGUGCACAGACUUUUAUAUAGCUGAGUGCCUAGACUGGGUGGAGAGGCCAUGAGUAGAUAGCAGUAAAGUCCUCCAGCUAUAGGCUGGCCUUGCCUUCAUCAUCCUGGGACAAGUGAGAACAGUGAGCACAGGGGCUGAGCUUGCACACUGACCAGAAUUCAGUCACCCUGUAAUAAGUGUGUAUUUAAUGAGUCUGUUAGUGUGGUAGUGUGAUUUUGAAAGGUUUAACUGAGGAAUGGUCAGGUCUUUGUUUAUAGGCAAGCCUGGCUUAACAGUGAAGGGGAGGGGGCUGAGGGAAAGCUUUUUUUUUUUUUUUUAACUUCAGAAAUGGAGGCAAAAAUCCAUGUGCAAAGAGACUAGCUACUUGGCUUUCAGAGGAGAGGACUCAAAGCUUGUUUGCAGUGGUUCUGAAGUUGGAGUGGCACUUAGUGAGUGAGGAGGACCAUGUCCACAGGCAAUCCUUAAGCAAGAUCAUCUCAAAAUUGCACUGUGUCCUUUAGCAGUAGUGGGUGGGUAGGGGCACACAGCGGAACACCCACUUACAGUGGCUGGGGAGGCCUGAGGACCACAGGCCAGCAGGAGCUCUCUCCCAUGCCUUCUUGUCCCUCUGGAUAGCCCCUCCUCAUUCCUUGUCCCAGCAGAGCCUGGUUUGCCCCUGGGGCAAUAGGAUUGGACCCUGUGGUGCAGAUAGCCCUCAUGCCUGUGGAUUACUUUAAUUUUGUAAUCUUAGGUUUUCUGUACCGUUUUUCCCAAUUGCCUUUUAAAAUAUUUUGAGUGUCCUUCUCCUUAUCAAGAUGGUAGUGUAGUAGGAUUGUUUUACUCACAACAUGGUUUAGGAGCCAUAGCUACAAAUAGGAAAUAUAAGAAUUCUAUUUCUCUACUGUGAGGCAAAUCUGUAUAUAUGUAUGGAGAGUCAGGAGGAUGAACAAGGGAGAGGAAAGGGCCCAGGCACAUUUUUAAUCCAAAAGCUACAAAGUGUCUAGCUCCUGGGGCGAGCUUCACAGAGAGUCCAGCUCAGUUCACAAAGUAUUUUCUAAGUUGGGAAAAUGCAUUGAGAAACAGAGCAAGGUAUCUGUGUAGUGCAGCUGUGGGUGGUUCCUAUGCAUUUUAUCCUCAGAGUAGCCUAGGGUUUUUAUUUUAUGUUUGCCAAGUGCUUAGGUAAAUGGCCGGGAUCCUCUUACCUCUGACUUCUGGAGCGUGUCCGUCCAUUCUCUGGUUGUCUGAAUGUGGCGUUUUCAUAAAUCUAGGAGCAGCAGCCCUCCCAACUGCAAUUUAGUAAGCAGGUAGAUAAGCUUGCAUCUGUUUGCAUCUUCCUGCGCUGAGUUGGGAGUGCAAAACCCGGUACUUGGCCUGGUGAGUAACUGCCAACAAGUAUUUAUGGGACAUUUGCUAGGUGGCUAGCAUACGGCAUGGGGCCUAAGAGACCCGGGGCCUGCUCUCAUACAGCUUACUGCUCAGUUUCUAUACCAGAGCAACCGUUGAUGCUUCUUAGCAUAGGCAUGGGUAACAGGCAUGUCUGGGGACCACUUUGGGAGACAACCUAGUGUAACCUUAUUGCAAAGGACUAAGAGACAAAAAUCCCGGGUUCUUUCUCCAUCACUUGCUCUGUAGCUGAACACCACCUCGAUUUCUUGAGCUUCAGUGUCUUGUUCUGUCUGAUGAAGGGGUUGGAUAUGUAGUUGGAUAAGGGGAAGCAGUACAAAUUGUCAGGGUUCCAGGCCAUGCCUGAUACAUCUGAGUUUUUGCUGGAGGUAGGAAAUUUCAACUCAGAAGCUCAUCCACAGAAAACAGUGACCAGCAGCAGUUAUGGAGUCAUAAGGCUGGAAGGCUUCAAAGACCCCCUUCUUCUGUUAGUGUUAUCUACGGCAGUUACUCUGUGUAAGUGUGAAGGAGUGGUUACUGACUCUGUGUGGAUCUGCGUUUACAUAUGACCUGAUGGGAGUGCAUCUGGUAUGUGUCCCUCCCCCCUGUAUUGCUGGAGAGAUUAGUAAUUGUAGGUAUACACGGAAGUGUCAGGAUGUUCAGUGGCACGCACUUAGAUGUUUCUUUUCACUUUAUUUCUAUAGAAACAGGUUCCGGGAGCCAGAGAAGUAGGGAAAAAAAUCCCUGAGCUCAUCUCUCUCUACUACUUAAUAAUGCAAACAUUUAAAUUCUUGGGAAGAUUUUCCCUCCCCACUCCCUACCCCCAGUAACAGGUCAGAAUAGGAUUUCCUUCUUAGAGAAGGUAGGUCAUGAGGCCUGCAAAUUAAAAAACAAAAACAAAAAAGCAAACAAGGUGGCUUUCCUUGGUCUUUGUGAUUCCAGCUCUUCACCAGUGAAAGAAUUCUUUAGUUCCAUAGUGCAACCAGGGUGGAUGGAGAAGAGGUUGCUAUAGUGGGAGCCAGUGAGCAAAGAGGGUUGGAGGAGGCAGAGGACAGGGCUCAUCAGGGAAGGCAAGCCUGUGGCUCUGGGCAUUGGCCCUCUUGUCAAAGGUGUCAGAGCGUGGCUUCCUGUGAGGGGCUUUCCCUUGCUCCUGUGUGAGCGUCUGUCCGUUGUCUUACUGGGUGGGGGUGGGGGGGCCUGGAUGGAGAUGUUAGGGGAGAUAGCUUAGUCUUGUUAUAAACUCUAGACUUGCUAAAAAGGGUUCUCUUGAGUCCAAAUGCAGUGCCAGAGGGUGGGAAGCAGAAUUGGCCAGUAGUGAACAGUGGCAUUGUGGGUGAUAAGCCCUUUCUGGUGGCCUUAAAUAGCAGUGCUGGUCCUCGAGCGCCACAGGGUCCCCUACCUCUAUCCUGGCAGUGCUGAUGGGUUUGUUACAGCGUAUUUUGGUUCUCAUUCUCAUUUAGGGAAAAGGGCUGUUGAUGAAGAGAUUAUCCUUCCAGGCAUCAGGGGCCUCAGCACAGUUCUCUGUGCUUUUAAACACUGUUGACUUUCAUUAGUUAUUCUAAAGGGAUUUAUACUGGAGAUACAACUCUCUUUGGUUUCAUAUUAUGAAAUAGCUUUGUACUGUGGAAUGCUAACUCUGGAAAGUCUCCCUCAUACCAGAACCAAACAUUCAUUAUAUAUAUAUAUAUAUAUAUAUAUAUAUAUAUAAAAUAUCUCCCUGGUACUCUCCAGGGAGGUGGUUACUAUCAAGCUGACCCAAAGGAGCACAAUAUGUGUUCCAGUUCCUUUUCUGGUACCUUGUUCAACAUUCUUUUUUUCCUGAAGAACAUCCUUUUGUUUAUGAAAACAUGAAUAGCAUCAUGUAAAGCAAUCCCUUGCUAUCAGAAUGCUCCAGUUUAGCCUUAAUUUUGUAAACCUUGGAGAGGAGUGGAGUGCUGCUGUGAGAAGAGAUGUACCAUGUACUGUUUCUGUAUCAUUAAAGUGCAGUUUUUAUGCUUC
This is a messenger RNA of Mus caroli (Ryukyu mouse), 11757 nucleotides long. Lineage: Eukaryota; Metazoa; Chordata; Mammalia; Rodentia; Muridae. The record is from RefSeq and is a predicted model, not a curated record.